This is a messenger RNA of Babjeviella inositovora NRRL Y-12698, 345 nucleotides long. RefSeq names its product tubulin-binding prefolding complex subunit. The coding region runs from base 1 to 345 and encodes 114 amino acids. Gene Ontology annotation, biological process: protein folding. Gene Ontology annotation, cellular component: cytoplasm; prefoldin complex. The transcript is spliced from 2 exons. Gene Ontology annotation, molecular function: protein folding chaperone. The record is from RefSeq and is a predicted model, not a curated record. Lineage: Eukaryota; Fungi; Ascomycota; Pichiomycetes; Serinales.
AUGCGUACUAACACUCCAGAACAACUCCAGUUCGAAUACAAUGACUUCCAGGGCGCCAUCAAGGAGUUGACCACAAAGAUCGGCGAGUUGCAGUCCGACGCAGAGGAACACAACGUGGUGUUGGCCACCUUGAAGAAGACGCCCAAAGAGAGAAAGUGCUUCAACAUGGUGGGUGGUGUUUUGAUGGAGAAAACCGUUGCCGAAGUCGAGCCAGCCUUAGAGACCAAGCUCACAAGCAUCAAGGGUGCGUUAGAGACAUUGGCUAAGGAGUUGCAAAAAACCCACAAAGAGCUUGAGGACUGGAAGAAGAAGACCGGUGUGAAGAUCGUCAAGACCAACCAAUAG